Molecule: messenger RNA, 1647 nt
Organism: Zasmidium cellare ATCC 36951
Lineage: Eukaryota; Fungi; Ascomycota; Dothideomycetes; Mycosphaerellales; Mycosphaerellaceae
Exons: 7
Coding region: 1-1647 (548 amino acids)
Biological process (GO): transmembrane transport
Cellular component (GO): membrane
Molecular function (GO): transmembrane transporter activity
Source: RefSeq, a predicted model, not a curated record
AUGGCCUCACUGAAGAAUCGAACGUCCGCGACCGCGGCCCCGCCCAACUACAGCGAUGCCGUCGCUGCUCCCAACAACCCGCUCCAGUCCGACUUCGCCGCCACCGACGACAGUGCCAGCAUCGAUUCCGACGAACGUUACCUGCGUGCUCUGGGAUACAAGCAGUCCCUCCAUCGACAAUGGAAGUUCUUCGAAAGCUUUGCGGCCAGCUUUGCUGCACUGUAUGUCGUCGGAGGCGUUCGCACAACAUUCACGAUCGGAGUUGGAGCAGGUGGUCCAGCAGCUUAUUGGUCGAGCUACGUCGUGACUUGCUUCUUUGUGAUGAUCACUGCGGCAGUCCUGGCUGAGAUUUGUUCAGCCCUUCCUGCAGCUGGAUCCAUCUAUUUCUGGGCCGCAGAAGCUGGUGGACGCCGUUACGGCAGACUCUUCGGUUUCAUCGUUGCUUGGUGGAGCACUACCGCCUGGACCACGUUCAUUGCAAGCGACUGUCAAGCGGCCGCCAACUUUCUGCUUUCUGAGUUGACUGUCUUCGGAGUCGACUUUCCAACGGACACCAACAACGUCAAGUUUCGUGCAGUACAGUGGAUCGUUGCCGAGGCGAUACUGUUCAUCUCCAUUGGCAUGAACUAUCUCAGCCCGAGCACCUACAAGACCGUCUUCCGCAUAGCUACUGGCCUCAUUGUGUUGGACUUCCUCAUGAACAUCAUCUGGCUUCCAAUUGCUGUCUCCAAGACGUACGGUUUCCAAGACGCUAAAUACGUUUUCACCCAGACAUACAACGAGACCGGAGCUCCACCUGUCUGGAACUGGAUGCUGUCCUACUACGUCACGGCUGGUGUCUUGGUCGGAUUCGAAGCCAGCGGACACAUCUCUGAAGAGACGAAGAACGCAAAUGUCGUUGCGGCCAAGGGCAUCUUCACAUCUGCUCUUGCAUCCGCGGCAAUGGGAUUCCCCAUCGUCAUCCUGUUCCUCUUCUGCCUGCCAAAUCUGGACACGCUGUACGCACUCAAUGCACCGCAGCCAUUCGUCUCCAUCUACGAUCUCAGCAUGGGCAGAGGAGGCCAUGUGGUGAUGAACGUUGUCUGCAUUCUCGGACUUAUCUUCAACGCGACGGUGGCUGGUGUGGCAAGCUCUCGUCUCAUCUGGGCUGUCGCUCGUGAUGGGGUCCUUCCAUUCUCUGGCUGGAUCUCCAAGGUCUCCGAGAAGAAAGAGCCAAAGAACGCGAUUAUCGUGAUGCACGCAGUUGCUGCUCUCCUGUUGUGCACGAUCUUGCCAUCGCCAGUCGCCUUCACCUCGCUCGUCAGCGCUGCUGGAGUUCCCACAAUCACAGCUUAUGCUCUGAUCUGCUUCGGCCGCACUUUCAUAACGCCUCAUAACUUCAAGAAGUCGGCUUGGUCAUUGGGCCGCUGGUCUCGCCCGAUGAACUUCAUUGCAUUCGUCUGGAAUCUCUAUCUCGCUGCUGUCCUGUUCUCCCCGCUCACUUUCCCGGUCGAUGCGGACACCUUCAACUAUUCGCCAGUGAUCUUUGGAGCCAUCACCAUCUUUGGAAUCCUGACGUGGUGGAUCUAUCCAGAGGAUCGGUGGUUGCCCGCCGCCAGACUUGGUAAGGUACACGAGAUCAGCCACGAGCCAACUGGGCAGGCUUGA